AUGUGCUUUGGUUGCAAGUGUAACCGUUGCAGAACAAGUGAUCUAGAGUUCUUCCUUGUUGAUUUUCGUGUUCCAUCCCCUCUAAUUGUUCAUGUUACUCCUUAUAUUAGUUCUGGUGAAAUCAAUUUGAUCUGUAUAAUAAUCCAAUAUCCUGUUGGUUUUAUUGAGGAUGCCGUGGAUAUGUCAAGUUGGAUUCUGUCGUAUUUUGCAGUCAGCCAAUGUAUCACCUGCUAUAAUAGGCGCUACCCCUCCCUCGACAUCUUCACUUUGUUGAGUUCCCUAUGGUCCCCACCGCUUGAGUUGUUAGGAAAUGGGUCUGACAAUACUUUUUCAGCACCAACCAGAUGUGUCUUUCUGAUUUUUGCAGAACUGAAGCACCAGAUCAAUCUAUAUGCUCUGAUGACUGAAUCUCAGAAACAAGCUUCUUCACCUGUCAAUUCGAAAGACAAAGAUUCCUUGCUAGAUAUGGACUUUGGGAAGGACUUUCUUAGCUCCUGGAAGACAAUGUCUGUGGCAGAUGGUGAUGCUAUGGAUUUUGACUUUGGGCCUGUUGGUAAAGGCAAGAAAAAGGCUUUCAACUUCGACAAACUGGAUGUGGACUUCGCUCUUGAUGGUGACCUGGACAAGAUAUCAUCAUUCAAAGUAGACAUAUCUGACCUCGACAUAUCUUCCCCACCCAAAAAAGCUGGAAAAUCCAAGGAAAGAUCUAACGAAUCUGAUGGUCAGAAUCAUCAGAUUAAACAAGACCGCUUCUCCUUCCCAUUUGAUUUUAACGAGUUGGAUAGUUUCAGUUUUGAUUCAAGCUUAAUGAAACAAGGAACACAAUCUAACAAUGUAAACAGAAAAGAAGUGUCAAGUAGCAGUAAGUGUCAAGGUUCUGGAACUGACCCAACUGAUGGUAUUAGCGAGUCAGAAGUUGGCCUAACCCCAGAGCUUCCAGUAUUAGCGGGUGCAACUGCUACAAAGAUUGAGUCUCCAGUUGGUGCCGGUGGUUUUGGAGAUCUGGAUCCCAUAAAGAAGAAUUCUCCCUCCAAUCCUGAAAGAAAUGAUGAUGGCCCUUUGAAAUCUGCAACUCUUCCAAUUAAGGCUGCAUUGGUGGAAACAAGAAUUUUUCAAGAGAAGACAACUACCACAGUUGCACAGGAGAAAAACCAAGAAAGUCACCAACAAGAGAAGAUAACUUCUCCAGAACCACGUGCUCAGGAAACCAUGCAGGAUCUUACCAUACAGUAUGUUUCAGUGAAGGAGUCAACUCAACAUAGUGCUCCAGAAAUACAGGUUGAAGUUUGUUCUCAGGCCACAAAAGUGCACAGCAAAGCAGGUGGAGAUCGAAAUGACAUUUUUGAAUCAGUAUGCGGCUUUGGGGUUAAUGGUGAGAAUCCAGCAAUGGAGAACUCUCCCACACAACCUAUUGCAAGAUCAUCGAGCAACGAUGGUGAAAGGAACAAGUUUGGGAGUGAUAGUAAUAUAGCAGUAGGCUAUGCAGAUGGUCCUGAGCCAGCUCAAGAUGCUUCCUAUUUGGACAAUACUCCCUCUAUAAGUAUCUCUCUGGAAGCAAUUCAUGACACAAGUCCCAGUAGAGAUGCUCAAAAUGCAAAUGGAAAGCUUCGAUUGGGCACAUUGAGCAGUGGAGGCUUACUUCGUAAAUUGAGUCAGAUGAAGGAAAAACAAACUGGUAUUUCUCAGUCAAAGUAUUUCAAGAAAUCAGAUGAAACUGAAUCUCCAUCACAACAGACACCAUCAUCUCAGGAAAAACCGACCAUGUUGGGUGGCAAAAGAAUUGGCUAUGGGAAACAAGGUUCUAUGGAUGAAGGAAGAGAUGGCGUUCAUGCUAGACAUGCACAAAGUGGGAGCAACUUGCUAGGACUUUCAAGGCCACAUUCUGGAGAAAUAAACAUAGGUGAAGCUGUUCAUCCAGGAAGCAGGAGCAAUGCUAAAGGUCUCAAGAGUGUUGGUGAGCAUUACAAUGCCAGUGGUGCGCUAAAUGGAACCAAGUUGUUUGUUUCUUCAAGAACAUGUAUUCCAGGAGCAAUGAAAGUUGAAACUGUUCAGGAAAGUAGAAAGAAAAAAGAAAGUCUUACCGACCUUAGCUCUUGUCUGAAUCCAUCGAGCUCAUUGGAGCAGACAAACAAAUCAACCACACAGAGCUGCGUAAAUUCCAGACUGCCAUCUUCAAGCAUUGUACCUGCUAAGAACCCAAAUGACGUGGGUGAUGAAAGGAGAAAACUUUGUUCUCCGAAAGCUGGUAGAAGUAUACUUGAUCUCUCUAGCUUGAAAAUAUCUAGAACUAUAGGAGCAAAACCUCAUCCAUCCAAAUCUACAUUGGAGAAAGAAAUAAAACCCUUGAGAAACACAGUGAGAAAUGGAGAACAAGAAGGAAGCACAGUGUCUAAGAUGGCUCUUUCUGUUCGCACAGAGAAGCAAACACUACCAACCCCACAUCUGAAGCGGAAAGCAUUUGAGGGACUAAAUGCUGAUAUGCUUUCCUUAAAUCCAUCAAAACGUCUCUCACCCUCAGCAACUGAAACCAGAAAUGGUGAACGUUCAGAUAUAGUCGUUGACAAAGAGGUUUGUGGAAAUAAGAACCCGACUGAUGGUAGACCCUAUAAUGAUUUGAAUGAUCCUCAAACCUCUACACCCGACACUCCUGAGGAGGUGAACAUGGCAGAACUUGAAAUUCCUUUGGUACUGGAAAAUGAUGUCAAUGUUGAAAAGGCUGAUGCAUAUACAAAGGAGCUUGAAGAUAUUUGUAACAUGCUGAAAAAGAAGCAUGAGGAGGCAAAAGAAAUAUUAGUUCGCGCUAUCGUCAACAACAAUAAGUUGUUGAUGCUCAACCAUCCCAUUUAUGAUGAGAAAAUCAGGAAAGUGCAGAAAUUUGCUGCCGAGCUGAUGUGCAAAUAGCUCCACACAGUUUUUGUUAAAGUAGCAACUUCUUGUCGUAUGAAGAUUGUCAUCCGCAAGUAGUUCCGGAGAUAGGUAUUGACAUAUUCUGGACACCAAAUCUGCUUUUACUCCAAUCACUUUGUUGGCGUUUUAGCUAUAGUAUACAAGUAGUCAAUGUGAAAAUGUGAAAUCUUGAGCAAUAGUUUCUCUGUAACGAUUGAAAUUCUGGUCUCUCUUCCCCUCUAGUGCUUGCCAUAUAAAUCCAAUUGUGUAUUGUUGUUCUUUGGAGCAAUAACACCGAAUUAGCUGCUUGUGCGAUUUUGAACA
Molecule: messenger RNA, 3210 nt
Organism: Rhododendron vialii
Lineage: Eukaryota; Viridiplantae; Streptophyta; Magnoliopsida; Ericales; Ericaceae
Exons: 19
Coding region: 1-2901 (966 amino acids)
Source: RefSeq, a predicted model, not a curated record